Molecule: messenger RNA, 2420 nt
Organism: Paraphaeosphaeria sporulosa
Lineage: Eukaryota; Fungi; Ascomycota; Dothideomycetes; Pleosporales; Didymosphaeriaceae
Exons: 2
Coding region: 488-2035 (515 amino acids)
Biological process (GO): negative regulation of gene expression via chromosomal CpG island methylation; protein ubiquitination
Molecular function (GO): ubiquitin protein ligase activity
Source: RefSeq, a predicted model, not a curated record
GCCAGCCAAAUCCUCACUUUCUGUCUCUACGUAUCUAGUCUGGUAUGCUAAUUACACUACCUUGUUAUCGCUUCAUCGAUUGCCUCUACACAGGGCUCCUAGCGUACUUCAAGCUCGGCCAAUACCAACAGCUCGCUCACAAUUGGCAGCUUGUAAUCUGCCAGUCGACUCACACCACUACCACCCAAACUUGUCGCAUCGAAGCAUACUGCAUGCUCCAAAACUGUCCUUCGUUGAUUUUCUGCGACUUGAGGCGUGUUGCCACUCUGUCUUUGCCCUCGAACAAGUGGGAAAGGCGCCGCUGUGACAACUUUCAAGAUUGCAAACGAACUUCCACCGACCCCGCCACAACAUAGUCCUCGCAACACAAGAAGCCGUGGUGGCUUCACCCCUGAAGUCUGUUCACUGUCUGUCCACUGUCACUUUCUCCUCUUUCUUUUCACAGCGAUCGGUUUCACUGAUCCAUCCGGAGGUAACACAUACCACCAUGGCCGACAGAAGCAAACCCGCAUCCAGGCUGCCAGCGUGGCUAGUCGAUCAGCAAUCUCUGGCCGCGAAAGCGUCAGAUGAGUUUUGGAAGAUUGGCCAGGCGAAGAAUCGUGGUGACGACCCGAUGACAACCAUCUACAACAUCUCGGAUGAAGCGCUUGAGAAGCUUGGCAUAUUUAAGAAAGUAGAAAAGCUCCAGGUCGAGGUUACAGAGAGUCAAGGUCGCCCUAGUGCGAUCGGAGAGCAACGACAGUUUGUGAGCGUUGAACCAGAUAAGAUCCGUAAAAAUGAAUUUCGCGACUCGAGGCCACUUGCAAAGGUCCAGAAGAGAAAAGCCUCAAAGUCUCCCGCACGCGACUCUAUCGAGCCCCGGAAAGCAUCGAGAACAUUGAAUACCGGUUUCGUGCCGGCCGAGAUGCCCAUUGCCGAAUCAUCCAAGGUUGGUGCGGCUCGAAAACCUUCUACAUCUCUCGAUAGGCCUGCUGCAGAGGAUCGCAGUGCGAAAGUGCCAAAAAGCGAAGCCGAGACUAAGUAUGAGCCUAAGGACCUCCCUGAAUGGCUGAAGACGAUCAACAAUGUCACCAUGGCCCGAGAGCUAAAGCGGCCAGACAAGGAACGAACUCAAGCUCUUCGUUCACUCGACGCUUUCAAAGAUUGCAUCAGGCGCUGUGAAGACGCCGCGGCCGCUAAGAAGCCUGAAGCGCAGCUUGAAAAGCUGUUUGAGGAGCUCCGCGAUCACGUACACAAGGCUGAGAUCGUGCUCAAAGGAGUCGACAAGCUUGUGGUGCGCAAAACAAACAUGCUCACGAUUCAGAAUGGCCUUCCACGGAUCUUCAUGGGGACAAUCGAUCUCGAUUACCCAUGGGAUCUGAGAGCGGAUGCAUGGCAGCUAUACCUCCGCUGGCAUCGACAAGACUUCAAGACUGAUCUUCUGCGAGGCAUUGUCACCCGAAAAGAAAAAGACCGUGCCAGCGACCGUAUCGAUCCUGAGUGGGCCAAGGAUCCCUUGAAGAAAAUUCCCGCCAACUAUCAUGGACAAGGCCACCUUGUACUGGGCCAGUGGUGGCCAACGCAACUGUGUGCUGUUCGGGAUGGAGCCCACGGUACACCUCAAGGCGGCAUUUGGGGGGCGAAGGGAAAAGGAGCAUACUCUAUCGUAUUGUCAGGCGGUGGUCCAGGUUAUAAAGAUAGGGAUGAAGGCGACACUAUCUGGUACUCUGGAACCGACAAGAAAGAAGCGGACUCUUCGGAUCCCACGGAAAACACCCAGCGGCUGAUUGAAUCCUGUGACGAGUUUCCUGACCGACCUGUCCGCGUACUGCGUUCCUCGCAGCUUUCCGCCACGAAUCGCUAUCGCCCGAAAUAUGGUCUACGGUACGAUGGCCUGUAUAGACUGGUAGAGUACGAGCUUCUGGAUAAGUCGAAGCAAGAGCAUCUAUUCAAAUUGGUUCGGUGCGAGAACCAGAAUCCUAUCCGGUGCGAAAACAAUGCUGCCCGGCGACCAACCAAGUAUGAGGAGGAAGAAUUUCUAAAGCUAAAGCGCUAGCGGCAUAUUGCGUCAACAUUGCAACUUGUGUAUGUGGGCGGACUGCAGCUUGAAGCCGCCCUGGAUUUUGAAGCUAGGACAGCAUGGAUUAGGUUGUCAUGCGACCACACUGUGCGAAUGUUAUAUGGUUGGGUCGUUCCCUUCAGUAAGGCGCUCGAGUGUAUUUCUGGAGUGAAGGCGUUUGGGGGCGAUGCACAAAUCUUUAGCGAUUAAGGACUGACAUUAUGCUCUCGUCUGGUAGUUUUUGGACGUCAUACUCGACCGCGGGCGAGAGGACUCUGGUUUCGUUGGGACAUCAGCCAGUUUCUUUUGGAUUACGCCACACCACGAGAUCUGGUAUCCCGAUGAGCAUAGAGGGCUCGUGCCAGACAGUAUCACAUCCCUG